Molecule: messenger RNA, 5922 nt
Organism: Arvicola amphibius (Eurasian water vole)
Lineage: Eukaryota; Metazoa; Chordata; Mammalia; Rodentia; Cricetidae
Gene: Tbl2
Product: transducin beta like 2
Exons: 8
Coding region: 1825-2880 (351 amino acids)
Biological process (GO): endoplasmic reticulum unfolded protein response
Cellular component (GO): endoplasmic reticulum
Molecular function (GO): protein binding
Source: RefSeq, a predicted model, not a curated record
AGCUAGCUCUCUCUCUGCCGCAUGCCUGCAGCUAGCUCUCUCUCUGCCGCAUGCCUGUGUGUGAAGAUGAGCUCUCAACUUCCUGUUGCUGCCAUGCCUGCCACCUGUGGCCAGGCCUCCCUGCCACAAUGAGGAGCCCUUGUUCCCAGUGCUCGGGAGGCAGAGGCAGGCGGAUCUCUGUGAGUUUCAGCCUGGUCUACAGAGUGAGUUCCAGGACAACCAUAGCUGCUUUAUAGAAACCCUCUCUUGAAAGCCAAUUUAAAAAAAAAAAAAAAGCAUGCACUGCUCUUGAGAAUACCCAAGUCUGAUUGCAGCACUCACAUGGGGAGGCACACACCUGCCUGUAACUCCAGAGGAUCUGAUGCCCUCUUUUGAUCUCUGUAGGCACCAGGAUAAACAUGGCACGCACACACACACAUUUCAUAUGCUCCAUGCAAACCCCAAUACUUGUGCUGUGGUGAUUUGCAUGAGAAUGCCCGCCUCCAAAGGCUCAUCCGUUUGCAAACUUGGUCCUCAGUUGGUGGAACUGUUUGGGAAGAAUUAGGUGUGACCUUACUGGAGGAGGUAUGUCACUGGGGGUGGGCUUUGAGAAUUAAACAGAGGACCUGCUCUGUUCGGUGUGUUCUCUCUCUGCCUCCUACUGACUGACAUAUGUGACCUCGCGCUGUUCCUGCCUUCGUUCUGCCAUCUAACACUCGGAAACUCCAAGCUCAGUUCAGUGCUUGCGCUUAUAUGUUGCCUUGGUCCUGGUGUUUUGACACAGCGUUAAGAAAGUAACUAAGACAUGCUAUGCUCCAAUCUGUCUCAGCAUCCGCCCCUGAAGAAGGUACAACUGGCACUCUGUGUCCUCAGCCUACCCCAUAACCCACCCUACUGUCCUGAAACCUGCUUCAUGCCAGCUGUCCUUCUUCACACUGGGGUUGGCUUCAAACUGGGCUAUGUAUCCGUGAUGGUAAGGGAUGGCUCUACGAAGCCUUCCUCCUUCCCUUGGUUGGAGAAAGAUGGCUCUUAGAGUGUGACCCACCAGGGGCUGUUACUGGGUUCUCUCUCUUGCUUCCUUGUUGACUGAGUUGACUUUGCAUCCCUGUGACCACAAGACCUGACAGAGAUAGCUUGAGGAAAGACUGGUUUGUGCUCAUGGUUUCAGAUAAUUGCAGUCCGUUGUGGGGAAGGAAUGGCUGCAGACAUGUAGCUGAGCUUGUUCACAUCACGGCUGACCAGGAAGCAGAGAGGCUGGAUCCAGAGCCACACUCUAACCAUCAAACCUCUACCCAUAGCAACCUACUUCCACGAGCCAGGCCCCAUCUCUAAAUGUUUCUUAUAGAGCCAUUUAACCUGGUUUCUUUAUAGAGCGUUUGUCUCCUAAUCUUGAGAUGAGACCUACAGGAAGAUUAAGUGAAGCAAGAAAGUUUCUGAUGCCAGCAAGCCGACUCCACACAUUCUGGGGCUCGCUGCCAACUCCGACAAACUAAAUCUUAGCUCCUGGGCUGAAGUGAUGGAGAAAGAGGACCAGCUCCCAUCUCACAAGUUGUAUUCUGGCUUUCAGGAGAGUACCAGAGUCUGUGCCCCCACCCAUCCCAGACCCACGCGCGCACUUAGGAUGGGAGCCACCCACAGUGCCACUCCACCGGGGAGUCUGAUGGAGUCAUUCCUCAACUGAGAAUCAUCCUCUUCCCAGGCCAAAAAGCAAACGAAUCCAAGAAGUCAGGAUCCAAGAAGCAGAAACAGAAUCAGCGGGUUCGCAAGGAGAAGCCUCAACAACAUACCUUCACCCACCGCCUUCUGGCUGCAGCAUUAAAGAGCCAUAGUGGGAAUAUAUCUUGCAUGGACUUCAGUAGCAAUGGCAAGUAUCUGGCCACCUGUGCGGAUGACCGCACUGUCCGAAUCUGGAGCACCAAAGAUUUCCUUCAGCGGGAACACCGCAGCAUGAGAGCCAAUGUAGAGCUGGACCAUGCCACCUUGGUGCGCUUCAGCCCAGACUGCAGAGCCUUCAUUGUUUGGUUGGCCAAUGGGGACACCCUCCGUGUCUUUAAGAUGACGAAACGAGAAGAUGGGAGCUUUACCUUCACAGCCACCCCAGAGGACUUCCCUAAAAAGCACAAGGCGCCUAUUGUCAACAUUGGCAUUGCUGACACAGGGAAGUUCAUCAUGACAGCCUCCAGUGAUACGACCGUCCUCAUCUGGAAUCUGAAAGGUCAGGUGCUGUCCACAAUCAACACCAACCAGAUGAACAACACUCAUGCUGUUAUCUCCCCAUGUAGCAGGUUUGUGGGUUCGUGUGGCUUCACCCCAGAUGUCAAGGUCUGGGAGGUCUGCUUUGGGAAGAAAGGGGAGUUCCAGGAGGUGCUGCGAGCCUUUGAACUGAAGGGCCACUCUGCAUCCGUUCAUUCUUUCGCUUUCUCCAGCGACUCUCGGAGGAUGGCCUCUGUCUCCAAGGAUGGCACAUGGAAGCUGUGGGACACAGAUGUGGAAUACAAGAAGCAGCAGGACCCCUACUUGCUAAGGACAGGCCGCUUUGAAGAGGCGUGUACCAUGCCUUGCCGCCUGGCGCUCUCCCCUGACACCCAUGUCCUGGCCUUGGCCUCUGGCACCAGUAUUCAUCUCUUCAACACGAGGCGUGGGGAGAAGGAGGAGUGCUUCGAGAAUGUCCACGGGGAAUGUAUUGCUGACUUGACUUUUGACAUCACUGGCCGCUUCCUGGCCUCCUGUGGGGACCGUGCAGUGCGGCUCUUCCACAACACCCCUGGCCACCGGGCUGUGGUGGAGGAGAUGCAGGGCCUCCUGAAGCGGGCAUCCAGUGAGAGCACCCGCCAGAGGCUGCAGCAACAGCUGACCCAGGCUCAGGAGGCCCUAAAGAGCCUGGGUGCCCUGAAGAAGUGACUCUGGCUCUGGAUUGGUCUGGCUGCCUGCCACAAUGGUUGCUACUCUAUUCCCAGCUGUCCCUGGGGUAGAGACCUGGAGGAACCUCCCAAUUUUCUUCCUGUUGGCCUCCACUUUUUCCCAUUGAAGCUAUUCUUGCAUACUUGGAUCUCUCUCUCUCUCUCUUCUUGUUUGACUCCUCCCAUACUGAAAGGUGCUGUUUUCUCACAAGUCCAAGGGUGGAGUCUAUCUUCACCCAGCACUGAGAAGAGGGGUAGAAAGAAGAGAGACAGAGAGAGCAAAGCCUUUGACUGUGUGGCAAAAGACUCUGACACCCAAAGAAGUUUGUGAGUGAGUGUCAAAGUAAACCUGAGGGACACCAGAGAGUAAGGUACAGAAUGUGUUUUAUAAUGCUGCAAGGUGAGUCUCCACUGGACCAGGCUCCUGUUACCAGCAAGAAAUAAUUAAGGGAUGGUCUUUGUGUUGGUCUAUAAACUAGGUAUUCAACAGGCAAAGGCAGGAGGAUCAGGGGUUCAAGUCCUGCUUGGACUACAUAGUGAAUUCCAGGAUUUCCUGCGCUCCAUAUGGAGAAAGACCUUGACUAGAGAUUUUUUUGCUCCAGGCUUCAGUUUUCUUAUUUGUAAAAUGGGGAACGAUGCUCUCUGUGGCCUUCUUGAAAAGAUGUUGUAAGUCUAAGAGCAUUCCAAAGCUUCCACACAUGUAGCAUAACAGUGCUGUCCAACAUUAACUGUCAGGUCAACUUUGGACUCAAACUGUGGUCUGCAACCCAAUCAGAAAGAAACACAGUCCUUGGGAGGGCCAACCUUCUGAAACUAGGCUUGCUCAUUCAUCUUGGAUGCAUAUGGUGGUUUGGUUCAUGUGCCUUGAGAAGUAAUGCGAUCUUAGCAUGGCAACUCCUCUAUUGGAGACCUCUUGGGCUCAUCACUUUGGUGUCUGCUUCAUGGGAACAGCUAGUGAUGCUGGCUAACACAGACAAGACUGGGCCUGCUGCCAAAGAUAAAAGUUAGUGGGAAGAACCUAAAGGUUAGUGUCUGUGAAUUGCUGUUUGUUCACUCACAGCUGCAGGGGAUGUAGGCAUGGGGCUUGACCGUAAUGAAUUUAGGACUAAUGGGGAUGAAACGUAAUAUAGCCAAUGAGAGAUUGGUCUCAGACAUAUGAAUUUGAAUACUGCUUGGAUCCAAGAAGUGUGGAAAAUGUCAGGGAUCUAGGAAGGCUUGACUCUAGCAAAAAGUAUUCAUCCCAUUUAGUUUUGAUCUUUUGCUUAAAAGUAGGUCCUCUUCCAACCAUCCUCAAUGCUACAGAAUGUUGGAAUAAGGCACAACCCUGAAGUUGACCUUGAUGGCUCCCUUGUCGCCACCCUCUCCUUCCAUCACCACUGCUACAUCCAGAUGCCCUGCAGCAUCUGCUGUCUUCCCAUCUCUUCUGUUACUAUCCUGGUCUUAGACACUGUAAUGUACUAUAUGUAUAGUACUUCUCUUUCCAACCACAUUACUUCGUCACUUUUCUACAUAGUUUAGCCAGCUUUUGGAAAAUAUAAAACAGGUUGUGCCAUUCCCCAGUUAAAAAUCCUUCAGAGGCUUCUCUCUAUUCUUAGACUAAAAACCCUGAACACUCUCUGUGCCCUGCAUAAUGCAGUGAAGUUUAGCUCCUCCUGUGGUCUUCCUUUGCGAAGGUCGCGUCCACCCCAUUCUUCCUGUUUCUUUACUAACCCAAGCAGUUCACAGGCUCCAGGUAUGGGCUGGUCCCUCUUGUUUGUUGCAAGCAUUUUUCCUUUCUGUUGGCAGACUUGUCAAUGUGAUUCAGUCCUUGGUAACUUUGAUUUCAAACAGUUGCCUCCUCAAACACUCCAUCCGAAGUAGCCCUUUCCACCAAUCCCAUCCUGUUGUUUACAUUGGUGCUUUUCUUUCUUUUGUAUGAAUUGAUGAUUUCUAAAGCCAUCUUGUUUGAUGUGUAUUUGCUCCAGUGCCGUGACAAGGGCAGUCGUGUGUGUAGCAAAGGUAGGAAUUAGGUGGGUUGCCUGGUUGUGAGAUGGGAGGAAAUGGUAGAGACUGCAGUGAGCUGGUAGACAUGUGCCCUGGAUGCACAGUGGUUGGUAGCUGCUACGUAUUGUUUAAUAAUUCCCCCCAAGUUGCCAGUUUGAGAGAAGUUAGAUGUUAGCAUCUUACUCUGAAACGAGGCACCAUUGUGAAUUGCACCCAACACUGAUGAUAUAGGAAGAAUCAGCUCACCAGUCUCAUUGGCACUUAAGGAUUGUUCCUUGCUUUUCAUUUUGCAGGCCUGGGCAUGGAACCCAGAGCCUCCUGCAGGGAAGACAAUCGUUUUGCUGCUGAAUCAUGCCUCAGCCCUCACUAGGAGAGGCUAGACAGUGGCUGUCCUGCGCAGCCGCAGCCACAGCCCCUCACUGGGAGAUUCUAGGCAAAGGUUCUCCUUAGCCACAGCUGCAGCUCCUCACUGGGCAAAUGUUCUGCUACUGAGCCUCCAGCACUAGUUUGUGAAUUGCUGAAGAAUGCAUUGAAACAUGAGCUUCACAAAGACAGGACCCUUGUUUGUCUGCUUUGUUCUGGGUCCCAAGUCAAGAAGCUGGGACAGUGUAAGCGCUCAAUAAAUAGAACUCAGACUAGAAGUAAUUGACAGAAAAAUUGAUGUUCUUUUUUCUGCACUCCAUCCACUCUCCACUGUGGAUUCGGGUUUCUGAUGAGAUCAGCCAUAUUGAGGCCUGUAUGGUCGGUCACACCCAGGUUUGGGUUUCUGAGCACACAGCUCUGCCUCAUGCUGCAUGUGCAUGUGGGGUCUGGUAGAUGUCUCUUUGGCUGUCAGAAGCAGUAUAAAAGGCUUUCACUUGCUUUUGAAUGUCUGUUUUGAGAUGUAACUGGUGUCAUGACUGCGGAGGGAAGGUAGGGAAACCAAGAAUGCUGAGCCACUGAAGUCUGUUCCAGAAUCAGCCAAGUCAGUGACGUGUGACCUGGUCUGGGGUGAUCACAGAGGCUGCCUGAGUUUGUCUCCUCAUCUGUAAAACGGGAAUAAAUGCUGUCCUGUCUACCA